Triticum turgidum subsp. durum (durum wheat) is the source of this 264-nucleotide messenger RNA. NCBI's taxonomy places the organism in Eukaryota, Viridiplantae, Streptophyta, Magnoliopsida, Poales, Poaceae. The record is from the annotation of a GenBank genome assembly.
AUGCUCACAUUGGUGCUCAUAGUGGUCUCGGGGAAGCCGGGGAAGCACGAGGUCGAGCGGAUCGACGAAAUUGGCGACGACGACCGUGGUGACGAAGACAGGUCGAUGGCGAGGCUCGGAACUCUGCAGUACAACUCCUUCUACUCAGGUGUCGAGGACGCUGGUGCCCACCUCCUUGUCUUCUCGUUGCGGCUCGUGGUGGACGUCGACGACGACAAUGAUGGCGGCGCGACGACGGUUGCGCCCCGGCAUGGACGAAAUUAA